AUGACGGAUCAGACAUUCUCCAUCGCAUCUCCGGGUAAUUUCAACUUUGAGGAGACCAGCUCCUGGCCGCAAUGGAUGAGACGGUUUGAGAGGUUUCGGCGGGCGUCCGGACUCGAUGGAAAAGCGGAGGAUUAUCAAGUCAACUCCCUGCUGUACGUGAUGGGGGACAGGAGCGAUGACAUCCUCGACACAUUACCGCUCUCUGACCAACAAAAGGCAGUGUAUGCAGACGUGACAAGAGCCUUUGGGGAACAUUUCAUCGCAGAACACUGUAAGUUUGGAGCUUUAAUGGAGGAAAUGAUAAGAGACCACAUCGUGGUUGGAAUAAGAGAUUCCAGGCUCUCAGAGAGACUGCAGUUAGACCCAGACCUGACGCUGGCUAAAACCAUAACCCAGGCCUGGCAGCAAGAGGAAAUAAAAAAACAACAGCAGCUGCUGCGAGGGGGCCACACCGAAAGUAAAGGGGCUAAUGUGGAUGCCAUAAACACCAAUAGAGGGAGACCACGCUAUAGACAGACACCCCCACGCAGGCCAGAGCAGUUCAUGUCCAUGAGGAAAAAUGUAAGAGAUGCGGCAAGGGCCCGCAACACCCUUGGAAACGGUGCCCAGCCAAGGAGGCGGUGUGUCGGAAAUGUAAAAAAAAAGGGACACUUUGCUGCAGUUUGCAGAUCAUCACAGAGAGUGGAAACAUUAGUGGAGAGCGACCCAGAAGAGGACAUAGCUUUUAUGGGGUCUGUUAACACUGAUGAGACUGAGGAGGAACGGCUGAAAAAACUCAAUUUUAAUGGAGAAAAUGUGACGUUCAAACUGGAUACAGGAGCUUCAGUCACAGCGGUUCCAGCUUCUAUGUAUUCCGAAGUGCGGGAUGGCAGCUUGCUGGCACCUUCUAAAAAGAUUAAAGGUCCUGAUAACUGCCCUUUAAAAGUCCUGGGGGUCAUGAGAGCACACAUCAAAUCUGAAAAAACAGAAACAAGACAGGAUGUGUAUGUGGUGUCAAACCUAGUGAUGCCUUUAAUGGGACUCCCUGCCAUAAUAACGCUAAACCUGAUAAAGCAGGCCUUGGGAAGCUGGAAGGGGCAUGUAAAAAAAAAACUGAAAGAAGGAGCAGUCCCCUAUGCUCUCUCAGCCCCACGCAGAGUCCCUUUACCUAUGAAAGAACAAGUAAAACAAGAGCUAGAGAGAGUGGAAGCAAUGGGGGUUAUGAGGAGAAUCGAGGAGCCUACCGCAUGGUGCGCCGGGAUGGUGGUGGUUCCCAAGCCAAACAAAAAACCCCGCAUUUGUGUGGACCUCACUCGACUGAAUGAAAAUGUCUGCAGGGAACGUCACAUCCUACCUGCAGUGGAUGAUACGCUGGCUCAGCUGGAAGGGGCAAAAGUGUUUUCUAAAUUAGAUGCAACAUCUGGGUUUUGGCAGGGGCCACUACACAAAGAUUACCAGCCAUUAACAACUUUUAUUACCCCUUUUGGCCGAUAUUGCUUCCAGCGACUCCCUUUUGGCAUAUCGUCUGCACCAGAACAUUUUCAGUUGAGGAUCUCGCAGAUCAUCGCAGGAAAACAAGGAGCAUCGUGCCACGCGGAUGAUAUUCUAGUGUUCGGCAAAGACAAAGCAGAACACGACGAACGGCUACAGCAGGUGCUUAAAAGAUGUGAGAAGGCUGGCCUAACUCUCAAUGAAAAAUGUGAGUUUUCGGUGGAGAGAGUGAAGUUUCUAGGACACAACAUAAGUGCAACAGGAAUCGAGGCAGAUCCGGACAAAAUCAGCGCCACUGAAAACAUGCCCGAACCACGAAAUGUGGAAGAGGUCCGCCGUUUCCUGGGGAUGGUGAAUUAUGUUGGCAAGUUUUCAUCCAGCCUACCAGCCCUCACGAAACCUCUGCGAGACCUGCUAAAAAGUGACAGCACAUGGACGUGGGACGCUCAACAGAGGACAGCGUUUGAAAAGAUAAAAGAGGAACUGAGUUCUCCCCCAGUGCUGCUGGCACAGUAUAGUCCCACAAAGGAAACAAUGGUGUCAGCAGACGCGUCCUCAUAUGGACUCGGAGCGGUUCUUUUACAGCGGCAGGCGGACGACAGGUGGGACCUGUUAUGUAUAUAUCACGGAGCCUGACACCCACAGAGGUACAAUAUGCCCAGAUUGAAAAAGAGGCUCUUGCUGCAACGUGGGCCUGUGAACGACUCAGCUCAUACCUGCUAGGUUUGGAGUUUACAGUGAGAACCGACCACAAACCUCUGGUCUCCCUGUUCGGUUCUCGGGCCUUA
Molecule: messenger RNA, 2258 nt
Organism: Nothobranchius furzeri (turquoise killifish)
Lineage: Eukaryota; Metazoa; Chordata; Actinopteri; Cyprinodontiformes; Nothobranchiidae
Source: RefSeq, a predicted model, not a curated record